Molecule: messenger RNA, 447 nt
Organism: Aureobasidium musti
Lineage: Eukaryota; Fungi; Ascomycota; Dothideomycetes; Dothideales; Saccotheciaceae
Source: the annotation of a GenBank genome assembly
AUGCCACCUGCUCGCAUGAUAACGAAGCAGUCUCCCGACGAAGAAAAGAAUGUUUCAAUUGCCAAAGAAUACAUGCGAAUCGCAUACUCACCUUCAGAAAACAAAGGUCGCAAGUCUGUCGAGCACCUCUGUGCAGAUGAUGCCUGGUUCUGGGCCCCCACAACUUUCCCUGGCGUCAAGUCACCACAAGAUUAUGCAGAGAGUCAUUCACAUGUUAUGGCCAGUAUCGCAGACUUACACAUUGUUUGCUACGAUCAGGUGUUUGCCAAAGAUGGACAUGUGCUUUUGAGAUACACGGCUGAGGGAAGUCAUUGCGGAGAGCCUCACAAUGGAAUCGAAAAGACUGGGAAUAAAGCCAAGUGGUCGGCGGCAGCCAUCUUUGAGGUUGAGGAUGGCAAAGUCAAGAGCUUUACUAAGGAUUGGGAUAAGCUGCAUAUGUGGAAGUGA